Messenger RNA from Hordeum vulgare subsp. vulgare (domesticated barley), 3753 nucleotides. RefSeq lists its product as uncharacterized. The record is from RefSeq and is a predicted model, not a curated record. Bases 238 to 3255 code for a protein of 1005 amino acids. Lineage: Eukaryota; Viridiplantae; Streptophyta; Magnoliopsida; Poales; Poaceae. The transcript is spliced from 4 exons.
GCACGCCUGGGCAAGAGCUUGGUGUAUCUAUUCCAUUCUGUGUCUAGUUUUCUGGUCCACCUGAUCGAUCUGUUUGGAUUCGUCUUAGCUAAACUUGUACUGGUUCAGUCCAGCUGCGCCACAAUCAAGGAACGAAUUAAGCCAGCUGGAGUCUUUGCUGCGGAUCCUUCAGAUCAUGGGUUAGAUUAAACAAUCCAAUUCAACUCCAAAUGAACCUGAAGAUCAAUUCAAUACAUCAUGGUGUGGGCCAUCGCUAUCAAGGCAAAUACCAUCGAUGCUGCAGCAGGAGAGAUACUCGGUAUUCUGGAUGGCAUCAGCAAACAUGAAAGAAAUAUCUACUUCGAUGGCUGGUGUGCACUCGGGGCAUCUGCUGCUCUCAGAGUGGCAGCCCAACGUCUGAAAUCACUGGCUGCUAAAGGAAGGAAAUUUGACAAGGUUGUCCACGUGGAUUGCACAUUGUGGCAAAGCAUGAGAGCCCUGCAAAAGGCAGUUGCCGAGGAGCUAGAGCUUCCCCAGUCGGUGAUGGCCAUCUUUGAUCAGUAUGAUGAGGAGGAUGAUUUCAAUGGGAUAGACCAAGGCUCUAGAGGGAUUUUAUUUGAUGUCAGAGAGGAGAUCUUCAGAAAGCUUGCUAGCAGUACAUUUGUGGUGUUUUUCCACAACGGGAGCAAACACUACAUUGAUCUAUACGAGUGUGGCAUCCCUGUAACAACAUUUUUGAGUAACAAAGUGGUGUGGACCUGGGGUGGGGGUUUUCAUCUGCUCUAUGAAAAUCUGGGGCUUCAACUUGGCAACAACAAGGUUGAUGUUUACAUGGGAAGUGAAGACUUGCACUAUCAUGUAUUGCAUGAAGAGUCCGCGGAGGUUGCCAAGCGUGUCGGUAUUCUUGAUCCUGAUAAGAUAGCCGAGUGCUUCCAAUAUGUUUGGGCACGAAGACUUGUGAGUCAUAUCGACUGGGAGAUGCAUGCUUCAAACUAUUGGGUAAGCGACGGGAUUAUACAAGAUCAAGGAGAUACAUCGGCAUGGGAGGUUGGCAAUGCUUUGAAGAGAAACAUACACUUGGAUUGGAUUAUGGAGUCUACUACCUACAUGGCAGAUACUGGUGUUCGCAUUUCCAGUCCUAAAGACCGUUGGGUCGCCGUCACACAGCAAGCCCUGCUACAUGAUGACAUUGUUGAGUUGCCUCCUGAGGCGACAUCUUUCUUCCUCCUAGAAGAUAAAUCAGAUGGUAGGAGGGUGAUAUUACCAGCUGUCAUGUUCCCACACAACAAUAGACUGCGUGUGUUACAUCUGUCUUGGUGCACCUUCAGUUUCACAUCUCCUCCCUUCCUCUGUUGCAUCCACCUAAGAUUCCUCCUGCUGGACCAUUGCACAGAUGUGAGAGGUGAGGAACAUGAAGGCAACAACCAAAAUGAAUCAUGUUUCCAGAAGCUGUGGGUGUUGGACCUGAGGCAUACAGACUGGUACUCAAUUUUUUUUAUGUGUUUGAUGGAUGAACUCAGGGAACUGAAUGUGGAGGGAAUCAAGGAUUGGAGGAUAGUUGAUCUAUGUGGCAGUAAAGCUAGCCUUGUCAAGCUCCGAGUAGCAGCCGACCCAGACUCUACCACAGAAAUAGCCAUGCAAUGGCCAACCCUUAACAUGUCGAGAGCCAUCCACCUUACGGCAGUCAUCCUUGAGAACUGUGUUGGGUUGGAACAAGUUGUCCCUGAUGCUCUGCCCCCAUUGCUUGAGUCAUUUAGCUUCAUUAUCAGUGAUGUUGUUAUUGCUAAGAUAUCAAGCAUCUCCUUCCAGGGCCUUGCUAAAUUGAAUAGUGUGUUACUGAGAGGCUUGAUGGGGGCCCUCGAGGAGUUGGACCUCUCAGGCACAGAAGUGAAGACCGUCGACCUCAGAGAAAUGGUAGCAGUGAACCUCAAGCAGCUCAUCCUACUAGGCUGCGAGAAACUGAAAUCAAUACAAUGGCCACCAGCUGGCAAAAGUACAAGGAAUUUGGAGUUGUUUCACAUCAGCACCAUCAGAUCUGCAUCAUCUGGCCAAGCUAAUUGGGAAGAAAAGAGCAAGGAGACUAGUGCUGCUAUAGGAUCAUCUGCAAUUCCUGCUGAAAAACCAGCUAGAUCCUUUGAUUGGUACAUCUCUACAAGGGAUGCAAGGCUCCUUAGGUCCCUAGCGCCCUUCAAAGAAUAUUUCGACUCCGGGGGUGGAUGUAUGGAGAUGGCUUCAUCUUCUGCAAGUACUGAUGUUGUUGGUGACAGUGAAUGUGUUCAAGGAAUUAGACAGCCUGGUCAUUAUUUCUAUGCAAGAGAUGUAAUCUUUCAAGACUACCUAAAUGAUGUUGAUACUAAUGGAGGUGCUAUCAGGUGGAUGUGGGCUGGUGCGCCUGCCCUUGCUGUUGAUAGAUUCAAGGACUGGUAUGUCCACCUACAAGAUGAACUGGGGAUGGAAAGUGGAUUGCUGCAGCAGCAGGGCAGCACCCAAGGAACUAGUACUAGAGCUGCUUUAAUCCCUAAAUUUAUAUGCAACCAUGCUAAGAAGUUGCAUGUGCAUGACAGCUUUUCCAUCACUAGCAUCCCAGUCCCACUAGUUAACUAUACAUCAUGGACCUACCUUAAAUGGUGUCAAGUUGAGAGGUGCCCCAAGCUAAGCUCUGUCUUUGCUACUCCCACACCAAGUGAUGAUGAAAAUUGGUGGUUCCAUUGCUUUUCUAUGUUGACCACAUUCUGGGCAUCCAAGCUCCCAAAGGUGCGCUACAUCUGGAAGUGGAGUGUAAGUUUCCAACCACAAAAAAGUUCCUUUCAAGACCUAGAAUUCUUGCACCUAGACUAUUGCCCCAGGCUCAUACAUGUGCUCCCCUUAUCCACACAUAUGACUACCUUACCUCGCCUACAAACCCUCGAGAUCGUGUGUUGUGGUGAUCUUGUUGAGAUCUUCCCUUUGGACCCUCAGCGCCAAGAGAAGCAAACAAUUAUAAAUUUCCCCGAGCUGAAGCACAUCAACCUACAUGAUCUCCCCAAGUUGCAGCUCAUCUGUGGAAAAAAGAUGUUAGCACCAAAGCUCGAGACUAUCAAGAUACGGGGCUGCUGGCGCCUUAGGCGCCUGCCUGUCAUUGGCAAGCAAUGUCCCAAGGUGGACUGCGAGAAGGACUGGUGGGACAACUUGGUGUUUGAAGAGGGUGAUGUGAACUACUGCCCUUCGCUCUACAAGCCGGUCCACUCGAGGUACUACAAGAAGGCCCGGCUGCCAAGAGGAACCGUACUCAGGUGAUCCAUUUCUUCAUUGAGUUGAUCUUCAGCCUGCUUCAAGCUACAUAUGCAUAUCGACCUACGAAGUUGAAGAUUUCUCUGUGGUAUAUGGCUUUGUAUUUUUUUUCAACUUCAUGUUUGCUUGAUUGGGGUGUGCUCUGCAUCCGCAUUGCCAUGGUGUGGCUUUGUGCCUGCAUCUUUGUACAUGGUUGACGUGAUGUUGCGUCUUCCAGUUUGGUUUGAUUGGGUCAGCUUUGCUGGACUGGCCCCGUAUAUGCAUCAAAGCAAGUAUCUAUCAUCUGGUUUGAUAGAUUAUGGGUACAGGCUUUGCCCAAGACAGAAAUAAAUAGGAGUAGCAUUAAGCUUACGUGGCGUGAGGCCCGGUGUGCUCAUGUUGCUGCUAUGCUCUCUCUGUGUGGUGUGUGAUUUGUGAGCUAUCGGCUGUUUGUUGUAAUAAUUUGUUAUGCUCUGACUUCCAUAUAAGUAAUGGCGAUCAAGCUUGUGCGUUUGAUUUUUGUAA